GGGGGAGUGAGAAAUUUUUUUCAUAUUUGAUCAAGUUGGGAUGGAGAACAGUGGGGAAGCAGUAGAUGAUCAGGGCUCGGGAUGGUUCCAAGUGAAAAAGAAGCAUAGAAGUAGUUCAAAGUUCUCUCUACAGAGUUGGGUUGGGGGAUUCUCAGGAAAGAAUCCUUCUAAUUUUUUGCAUUCUCAGCCCUCAUUGAAUGAAAAUAAUGGAAAUUCAAGAGGUAAGCGCAGAUCCCAGCUUCCCAAGGCAGGGGGAAAUAAUGCUGUAGGUAGCCAAAGUAGUGUUAUAAAUUCUAUUCCUGUCCUGGAUGAAGACAAAAAAGGCGUGCUCUUUCUUGACAAAUGUGUAGUCCAACAAGAUAAUGAGUCUCCUAAUUUGCUUCCAUUACCUGUUGCAAAUUUGAAUGGUGGAACUGGAGAUAUUGAGAAAACUACUCAAAAAGACAAGCCUGAUGUUGUUCACAAAAUCAAGUGGGGUGAUCUAGAGGAUGAUGCUUUGCUCCUGCAUCAUGAAAACACUGAUGGAGCAGGUAUAAAGUUUGGUGAUAUUGGAAGUCAUAAACUGGAUGCCUGUAGGAAGAAUGUGAAUAAUCAUUAUGUGGUUUCCUCUGUUGCUUCUUGUGCUAACCCCCAACACAACAACUUGGUGGCAACUGCAGAUGCAGAUAUAUGUGGAAAUGAGGUUUCUGAAAAGAACUGUAUAUCUGUAGAAGAUGCAGAAGUACCGAUUGCGAAUGAUCAAAAGCUUGAUCCAGAUGAUGAAGUUUCGAACUGCAAGGAUAUACACACUGAACACGUGAAAUCUGUAAAUGGUGAUCUUUCUAGUACUGGAUUUUCAUGUGCUGAAGUGGUAGGUAUAGAGUUCAAACUUCAGGCACCUGACAUCAUACCUGACGCAGAUGACACAGAUAGUUCUGAAAUUCCGGUGACAAGCAGGGGUUCAAGCGCGGCAGCAAUUGACCAAAAUGCUGAGUUAUUUCCACCCAAAAAGAGUGGAUCUGAAAUAUCAGGAGACUCUACUGUCACAUACCCUAUUGAAGAUCAAGGGGCUCCAUCGGAAGAUACAAUACAUGAUGAUAGUUCAAGCAUGCAGAUUGGGAAUUCCCUUGGAGAAUGUCAAACGGGUGAAAGCAAAGAAAGGUUUAGGCAGCGACUUUGGUGCUUUCUCUUUGAGAAUCUUAAUAGGGCUGUAGACGAACUUUAUCUUCUGUGUGAACUAGAAUGUGAUGUAGAACAGAUGAAAGAGGCCAUUCUUGUUCUUGAAGAAGCUGCAUCUGAUUUUAAAGAACUAAAUGCUAGAGUGGAGGAGUUUGAGAAUGUGAAGAGGUCCUCUCCUCAGCUAAUUGAUGGGGCACCAAUCACAUUGAAGAGUGACCAUCGCAGGCCACACGCCCUUUCAUGGGAGGUACGAAGAAUGACGACUUCAACACACAAAGCAGAGAUACUGUCAUCAUCUCUUGAGGCUUUUAAGAAAAUUCAAAAAGAAAGAGCUAGUAUGUGUACAUCUAAUGAUGCAAAAAUCCUGGGGUCCGAGUGUUAUUUUCAGUCUGAUGAUAAUCUGAAUAAAUCAUCUGAGAAAACUGAUGCAACACCCAAUGCUAGGGAUUCGCAAAUAAAGUCAAGAAGACAGAGUGCAAGUACAGAUUUGAUUCUAGGAAAUAUUACUGGGGAAAAGCGGAAUAUUGAGUCAGGCAGGUCUUGCAAAGUAAACUUAGUACAAAAUGGACGUGUCCCUCCCCAUAACUCAUCCUUUUCCGAAUUUAGUUCCUCUAGGCCACCUCCUAGGGAUAUUUCUGCUGCUUUUACUGCUGGAAAGAGUAAGAGAGAACAACCUGGAUCUGAUGCAGAUAGGUUUCUUUCUAAAAAAGAAAAAAAUUUGGCAGAAAGUGUUGUUGAAAAAAAUUCCAAAUCUACAGAUCAUUUUAAGAGACAAAUUCCUCUUUCAGAGAAAGAAAAGGAGAAGGAAAGGAGGAAUGCAGCUCCUUGGAAAUCCAUGGAUGCUUGGAAAGAGAAGAGGAAUUGGGAGGAAAUACUUUCAUCUCCUUUCCGUGUCUCUACACGUGUAUCACAUUCUCCUGGUAUGAGCAGGAAAAGUGCGGAGCGUGCACGCAUAUUGCGGGAUAAACUAAUGUCUCCUGAGAAGAAGAAGAAGAAAGCUGCUAUUGAUCUGAAAAAAGAAGCAGAAGAAAAGCAUGCCCGGGCAAUGAGAAUUAGAAGUGAGCUGGAGAAUGAGAGAGUUCAAAAGCUUCAGCGUAACUCAGAAAAACUAAAUCGGGUAAAUGAAUGGCAAGCUGUCCGCAAUAUGAAGUUAAGAGAGGGAAUGUUUGCUCGCCACCAACGUGGUGAAUCUCGGCAUGAAGCUUUUCUAGCUCAAGUUGUGAAGAGAGCUGGUGAUGAAAGCAGUAAAGUUAACGAGGUUCGUUUUAUUACUUCCUUAAAUGAAGAAAACAAAAAGCUUAUAUUGCGCCAGAAACUUCAUGAUUCAGAGUUGAGGAGAGCUGAAAAACUUCAAGUUAUAAAAACUAAACAAAAAGAGGAUAUGGCUAGAGAAGAGGCUGUGUUAGAACGCAGGAAACUCAUUGAAGCCGAGAAAUUACAACGCCUUGCUGAAACACAGCGGAAGAAAGAAGAGGCUCAAAUUAGGAGAGAAGAGGAGCGCAAAGCAUCCAGUGCAGCACGUGAAGCAAGGGCCAUGGAACAACUUCGGAGAAAGGAGGAAAGAGUGAAAGCCCAGCAAGAGGAAGCUGAACUUCUGGCGCAGAAACUUGCAGAGCGACUUAGUGAAAGUGAACAACGUCGCAAGUUUUACCUGGAGCAAAUCCGAGAGAGAGCUUCUAUGGAUUUCAGGGAUCAACCUUCACCUUUGUCGCGCCGAUCUGUAAUCAAGGAUGGGCAGGGUAGAGUUAAUGAAGACUAUCAAGCAAACAUCAUUACAGGCUUAGGAGGUUCUGCUCUUGCAAUGGGAAAUGUUACAAUGCAACAUUCUUUGAAGCGAAGGAUUAAAAGAAUUAGACAAAGGCUUAUGGCUCUUAAAUAUGAAUUUCCUGAGCCUCCCGUUGGUGCUGAAAAUGCUGGUAUUGGAUAUAGAACGGCUGUGGGAACUGCAAGAAUGAAAAUUGGGAGGUGGCUUCAAGAACUUCAAAGACUUCGGCAAGCUAGAAAAGAAGGGGCUGCAAGUAUAGGGUUAAUAAUUGCAGAAAUGAUCAAGUAUUUGGAGGGAAAAGACCCUGAGCUGCAAGCUUCUCGACAAGCUGGUUUACUUGAUUUUAUUGCUUCUGCCUUGCCUGCUUCUCAUACAUCAAAACCUGAAGCUUGCCAGGUGACAAUUCACCUUUUGAAGCUUCUCAGGGUGGUUCUAUCUGUGGCUGCAAACAGGAGCUAUUUUCUUGCACAGAACCUUUUACCCCCAAUCAUCCCAAUGCUAUCUGCUGCACUUGAGAACUAUAUAAAGAUUGCAGCCUCUUUAAAUGUGCCGGGUAAUAUUAACUUUCCAUCGAGUAAAACAUCAACUGAAAAUUUUGAAUCAAUCUCUGAAGUACUAGAUGGUUUUUUAUGGACUGUUACGACAAUAAUUGGUCAUAUAAGCACUGAUGAAAGACAACUCCAAAUGCGGGAUGGUUUGUUGGAGCUACUGGUUGCCUACCAAGUUGUUCACCGGCUGCGGGAUCUCUUUGCACUUUAUGAUCGGCCACAGGUGGAAGGCUCACCUUUUCCUUCUUCUAUUCUCUUAAGCAUCUAUAUGUUGGUGGUUUUAACAUCCCGACCUCAGACUGAUAGUUCCAUUGACUGGGAAUCUUGUCCUGGUGAAGUGGCUUUAGGAAAUAAGAGUGAUGAGGCUACACUUUUAGAGUCUGUUGAUUCUGGAUAUUUUUCUGUAACUAACUUUUGUGGGGAUAAUAGACCGCCAUUAUCAGUGCUAAAUGGUAGCACGGUUGUAUAUCUUCCAGAUGUACCAGAGGAUAGACCAUUAGAUGAAUUGUCUGAGAUAACUAAAAAAAAUGUGUCAUCCAUGGGCAAGGACGCUGAAAAGGAGCAGAAUGACAGUUCGGUUGAGGUGUGUAAGACCAACACUAACAAGACAGAUGCUGCAGAUGAAUCUCAAAUUCACGAGAUUGUGGAGCCUUUUGCAGGUCAUAAGGAUGAGAAACACUCGGUCACUACAGAACAGAAGAGUGAAAACAUUUUGAGAUUGGAUCAACCAUUGUCUUUUCUUCUUUCUGCUAUAUCUGAAACGGGUCUUGUCAGUCUCCCGUCUUUGUUAACAGCUGUGCUACUGCAGGCCAACAAUAGAUUGUCCAACGAACAGGCCUCAUAUGUCCUUCCGUCUAAUUUUGAAGAAGUGGCAACUGGUGUGCUGAAGGUACUGAACAAUUUGGCUAUUUUGGACCUCAAAUUUAUGCAAAGAAUGCUGGCAAGGUCAGACCUGAAGAUGGAAUUCUUCCAUUUGAUGAGUUUCCUACUCUCCUAUUGCACCAGCAAGUGGAAAAUAGCCAGUGAUAAGGUUGGUUUGCUUCUACUUGAAUCUCUUUUGCUUCUUAGUCACUUUGCAUUGUUCCACCUGGAGAAUCAAGCUGUCUUGCGAUGGGGAAAGAGUCCUACUGUCCUUCACAAGGUGUGCGAUCUUCCUUUUGUGUUCUUCAGCGACCCCGAUUUAAUGCCUGUCUUGGCUGGAACACUUGUUGCUGCCUGUUACGGGUCUGAGCAGAACAAGGGUGUGGUUCAGCAAGAAAUCAGUAUAGAUAUGCUACUUUCGUUGUUAAGAUCUUGCAGAAACAUUUUGCCUUCUGUUCAGUCCAAUUCAACUUUAGACAAUUCAAUGGGGGACGAUUCUAGUGAAAUUAAUCUGCUGGGUCCUGAAUGUAAAAAGCCUCAAGUGGAGAGUGCCCUAAGAUUUAGCCGCAACAAUGCCAGGAGUGCUAGAGCUUACCUGGGAAAAGCUGGCAGUUUGGUAAACAGCAUUAGAAAUGGCAAGAUGAGGAACCAAAGAGAUGGGAAAACAACGAAGGCGAGCGAAGAAAUGGCUCUAAAGCAAAACCUACCGGCUUCAGAAACUAACACUGUUAUGCUGUACAGUAGAUUCCCUAGUAGUUUCAUUGAUAGAGCAGAGCGUUUCUUUUCAGUUGGCUGCCUCAAUGUGGGUGAUGAAGCAUGAGUUCACCUGCAAUCGAGCUCUAUUUUUCUGCUGGACAUAUUCUUCAGUGCGCACCCAAAAUUUUCUGAGGCGUGUUUAGAGAUUAUUCUAAAUCUGAAUUUCUCACACAGGAGCUUCCACUGAAGCUGGCUUGAGGCAGGUAUACACUUUACCAGAUUGAGUAAUGAGCAUCACUGAUGGAGGACCAUUUUUGGGACAACUCAAUGACACAAGAUAUAUAUAUAUAUAUAUAAAAGAUGGAUUUCGUUGGGUCUGUUUUGAGGACCGUGAUAGAGCUCUGAAAUAUAGUGAGAAUUCAGUGAUCUGUAUUAUAAAGCUGGCAUUGAAUUCUAAAACUAAUUUAACUUAAUUUAAAAUAACACAAGGUGUCCAAAAGAACACUUGUUGGGUGGAAAGGAUAUUACUCUCUGUCUCUUGUUCACGUCUCAAUUUUAACACAUGCUUGUAUUGUAUA
This is a messenger RNA of Juglans regia (Persian walnut), 5606 nucleotides long. RefSeq lists its product as uncharacterized. Lineage: Eukaryota; Viridiplantae; Streptophyta; Magnoliopsida; Fagales; Juglandaceae. The transcript has 8 exons. The record is from RefSeq and is a predicted model, not a curated record. Bases 41 to 5152 code for a protein of 1703 amino acids.